Messenger RNA from Letharia columbiana, 978 nucleotides. RefSeq lists its product as uncharacterized. Gene Ontology annotation, molecular function: protein prenyltransferase activity. NCBI's taxonomy places the organism in Eukaryota, Fungi, Ascomycota, Lecanoromycetes, Lecanorales, Parmeliaceae. The transcript has a single exon. Gene Ontology annotation, cellular component: cytoplasm. Gene Ontology annotation, biological process: protein prenylation. The record is from RefSeq and is a predicted model, not a curated record. Bases 1 to 978 code for a protein of 325 amino acids.
AUGCCAUCACCUCCCUCUCCUCCCCACGACUCCGUCUACGCCCAGCUCAUCGCCGCCCUCCAUCCGUCGCCCCCGGUAGUGCUGGAAGUCGAGAUCCUACCCUCGAGCUUCCCGCCCCAACUCUUGCACGAGUCCGCGGCCGUCGGCGUCCCAAAGUCGCUCCUGGUACCACUCUACCUCACAGCUCGCAAGACCUUCUUCGAUCAUGUCUCGUCCCGUGACUCGGACUCCUAUCCCGCAGCGCUGCAAGCGACGGCCGUGAUACUGCUCUUCGAUCCCAACCACCUUACGGCAGCCAACUUCAGGAAGCGGCAUAUCCAGCGCUUCUCCGGCGAACGGAGCGAGAACGACUACAAUGACCGGGAUCUUGGAAACUUGGCAGACGCCGUACGACAUGAGUUAAACUUUCUGGAAAUUCUGGUCACGAGUCCGUUGAGCAAACAUGCCAAAUCUUCUACGCUUUGGGCGCAACGCCUGUGGACUGGGCAGAAUUUCUUCCCGUUAGAUCUGCAAGAGCAUGCAGCUGACGAGGCGAUUCAGGUGAUGAUCACGGGAAAUGGUAUAAAAAGCUUCUGGGACGAGGAAUUGGUAAUUGUGAUGAAGGCUGGAGAGAGGCAUCCGAGUAAUUACUACGCCUGGCAGUAUGCGAGACAGCUCUUCACUUCCAUCCGGUUUGAACAUCCUGGAUUUAAGGAUAGAAGACACGGGGUUAGGGUAUUGCUGUAUGACAGUAUUGGGCUAGUGCAUGGGUGGUGCUUGAUGCAUCCGAGGGAUAUCUCGGGAUGGGCUUUCUUGGUCUUCCUGCUUGAGCAGCUGCGCGAUGAAGGUUGCGACGAAGGGGACAAGACAAAGGUAUCUGAAGAUGAAAUAUUGAUAUCUGCAUCGGAGACCAAAGAAUUUGCAAAAAAAUAUGAGUGGAAGGGAGAGAGUAUCGAGUGGUUCCUGAAGGCCAUGAAAACGCUGGAUAUCGACGAUUGA